ACGGAAGAUCAGCUUCGAAUCGUUCUUCAGGUGUGUGACAGGUAACAGUGAAAGUUGUUCUUUUAUAAUGAAGGGAGAUGCAGUUUUAUUUAUAGCGCUUGGCGUGAUUUUUCUGACGACGAGUAAAUCGUUCGGCAAACCAACAGAAACAGUGGAAACUUCCGAUGUGCCGGAUCCGAUUGCAUCAUAUGUGAAUACUUCAUCUAAACUCGAUACCAAGAGAGAACAGAGAUCGCCACAAUUUGGUUUGUUAGGCGGUAGCGAUUAUUCCGACUAUGAUUACGGCGCACGCCAUUUUGGAAGCAGACGAAAACAUCACCACAAACCAUAUCAUGGUUUUGGUGGAGGUUGCCGUGGUUAUAACUGCGGCGGAGGAUGGCAACCGGACUACGGUGGCCAUCACCACGCUGGACAAGGAGCGUCUUUCGCUUCGGCAUCGGCAGGAUCUGUAAGUGGAGGUGGUCCUUACGGUGGAGGACACAGCCAGGCCAAUGCACAGAGCGCGAGUUUCAACAUCGGACCUUUCUCAGCCACAUUUAGCGCUGCUCAAUCCUCGGCAGGAAACACCGGAUUCUAAAUUUAUAAAAAGACAAGAAAUUACGCGGCGACCUCCAAGUGCCUCUAAUUUAUUUCACCUUCAUCGUCCCUCCGCUAUCAUCGUGUGGGCCCAUUGUUUACAAACAUUCUACGUCACUAGGACCAAGUAAAUAAGCCUAACCGCGCGCGAGCCACCCUCUUGCCUGAGAUUUCCUGAGAGAGCAAGUUUCCUUUGUCCGCAUGCCAGCCACCAGAUGUUCCCCAAAAUAAAACCGACAAAAUUUCGCAACGUAGCGCCGCGCGAUACGCGCAGGAACGAGCGAAACGAAGAACAAAUCUGUCGUGCGAGGAAUAAGGACGAAAGGAUUUUGAGUGUACGAGGAGGAGAAGAAGUCGCGAGACCACGGAGGGUCGCUUGGAUAAACGGCACAAAGGGAUAGGAAGCCAAAGGGAGAAAGGGCCGUGUAAAAGAGCGAGAGCCUGAAAUCGCGAUCCGAAAAGCCCCGUGCAAUGACCGGGCGAUGCUGCACACGCGAACCUCGCCGCGGUGCAACAUCCUCCGAUUCAGGGAUAAGUUCUCUUCUCCCGUGAAGGAGCGGCGACCUAUCGAGAACCGAUGCGCGCGGAAUGCGUUUGCUGAAGAGCGUCGCAAAUAUCCGGCAAAACGUAGUUCAACAAUUUAUUUAUUUUUCGCGGCAAAAAACACUCGAAUCAAUCUUGCAAUUCUAGCGAUAUAUUAUUGCUAAGAACACAUGUUUAACUGGUUUACUAAAUUUUUUUAUUGCGUAUUAAAGCGUGUGAACGUUUGUGGGAGAAUAUUUCGUCAAAAGAAGCUCAACAUGCAGCAAAGAAAAUGGAAAUAUUGUACUAUACUCACAUGUUUGUUAAAAGCAAAUAUUUGCUUUUAACUAAAUAUACUGAUGUGACUUUUUAUACUUAUAUGCACAUAAAAUAAAUAAAUAAUAUAUAUUGUUA
Messenger RNA from Pseudomyrmex gracilis, 1512 nucleotides. Its product is annotated as dormancy-associated protein 2-like. The record is from RefSeq and is a predicted model, not a curated record. The transcript has 4 exons. Lineage: Eukaryota; Metazoa; Arthropoda; Insecta; Hymenoptera; Formicidae. Bases 68 to 577 code for a protein of 169 amino acids.